AUGCCCGCCACCCAUGAAGACCCAGCGGCCCCUGUGAUCCCCAGCCCGAAGCCGCUGCCGGCGAGCAUCACGCCGCGGCAGGUUACUCUGAGGGACCGCGUCACCGUCGCGACGCUGGUCCCCUUUUCGUCCGCAGACCAGGUGCCACAGGGCCUGCUGAGCUACCUGUCGGACCAGCUGAACAAGGAGAUCGAGAAGGGAGAUACCUAUCCCAUGAUUGAUCCCAUCCCCCUCCAUGAGUUUGGGCCGUACUGGUUUUCCAACUUCGGCGCCGUCAUGCUCUUGGGUGACAUCAAGAGCGUGGAGGAUGUGCAGGCCAUGGAGAAAAAUGGGGUAGACUGGUCCAAGAUAUGUCUGGGCAGUUUUCACAUCAAGCCCAACUAUCCCGGGCGGAGUAGUCAUGUCUGCAAUGGCACCUUCCUCGUCACCGAUGCUUCCCGAAACAAGGGUGUGGGAAGGCUGAUGGGAGAAGGCUAUCUCGAAUGGGCGCCCAAGCUAGGCUACACCUAUUCAGUGUUCAACCUGGUGUAUGAGAAUAACGUAGCGUCGUGUCGUAUCUGGGAUGCCCUGGGUUUCAAGCGUAUCGGUAAGGUUCCCGGCUGCGGGAAUCUGCGCUCUUAUCCAGGCCAGCUGGUCGAUGCCAUCAUUUACGGCCGAGACCUGGGGCCGGAAGGUGAGGAUUCUGUGACGCAGGAGCGUUUUGACAAGAUCAGAUACUAUCUCAAGCAUUCCAAGUACCCUCGAGGGGCUGAUAGGGCGGAGAAGAGCCGGCUGAGAAGUGCUGCCACUCACUACAAGCUUGUUGGAGGACAAAAUGGAGAACCAGAGAAGCUGAUGCUGAAGGACAAGGAGGUUGUCUCUGAUCCCCAGCAGCAAUAUGAGAUCGCUCGCCGGGUCCAUUGUCAGCAGCAUGGCGGGAUCAACAAGACCACUGCCACGAUUGCGGUCAAGUAUCAUUGGGUGAGGAUCAAGGAGACCGUGAGUCGGGUCAUCCGGGACUGUCCCCAAUGUAGAGAGUCAUCCAAGGCUCCUGUUUUGAACGGCUCCAAGGCUGAGGAGUCGUCCAAGUCCAAGGAGAACAGCAGCAGCAGCAGCAACAACAAUAGCAGCAGCAGCAACAGCAACAGCAACAAUAACAACAGCAGCAGCAACAGCAGCAACACCAACAACACCACCAGCACCAGCACCAGCACCAGCACCACAACCACUGCCACCACCACUACCACCAAUAGUAAUACUAACAAUAACAAUAAUAAUGGCCUUGAUAUGUCAGCCUCGAACGGUGUGGUCCCCUCGAACGAUCACUUGAUGACGGAUGCGCCGCCCCCGCACCAAAGUCCGUUUACGCAAACCCAUGCGCCAGGGGUGCAGGCCCCGGAGGACUGCAUGACCGACUACGCCAACAUGCCUCUAGAUCCCCAGAUCAUCGACAUUAACCCGCAUCUUCCUCGGUUCCAACAUCACCAAACCAUGGCAGACCCAUAUGAGCAUCAGUCUCAUGGGCUGUCCCACGUACAAUUUGACGAGGAGUUACGAGGACAUGCGCCCAACGAUUAUCAAGUGAUGGUGAACGACGAGUCUGACUCCGAUGCGUUACGACGGGAUACACUAGGCUUGGUGAACCAUCAGCUGAGCGAACCACAGCAUGAUCAAGAAAUGCUCGCCAGAUAUGUCGAUCGAUCGGACGAUGAGUUGGAUUUCAAUUGA
Messenger RNA from Rasamsonia emersonii CBS 393.64, 1707 nucleotides. Its product is annotated as Histone acetyltransferase Spt10. The record is from RefSeq and is a predicted model, not a curated record. Bases 1 to 1707 code for a protein of 568 amino acids. Lineage: Eukaryota; Fungi; Ascomycota; Eurotiomycetes; Eurotiales; Trichocomaceae. The transcript is spliced from 2 exons.